AUGGACAAGCAACAUCUCAGGGAUGUUGUGAGGGAUUACUGCAUCCAGUGUGGAUUUGUAGUAGUUGUUGAGUGGGCUAGCAAUAAGAGGUAUUGUUGUAGAUGCUCUGAUGUGAACUGUGGCUGGAGAUUACAUGCAUCUGUUCUUCCAGAUCAGUGCACUUGGGUAAUUAAAAGUAUACAAAGCCAAGAGCAUACAUGUGCAGGACUGGAGACAAGAAAUAGUACGGUUAAUGUGAAGUGGGCUAAGAGAGUCUUACUUGAAGAUAUAAGGGCAAACAAUGAUGUUCCUGCUAAGGCAUUGAAUGAGUUACUUUGGAAAAGGUAUGGUGUCAAUAUGGCACAAAGCACACUGUACAGGGUCAGGACUAAGGCAUUAGUUGAGAUUCAUGGUGGCCAUGAUGUCUCUUUCAAGGAUUUACCUAUGUACUGUGAUGUAAUCAAGCAGCUAAAUCCUAAUUCAUUAGCACACUGUGCAUGGAAGAAUGUAAGACCUGACAGGCCCAUGGUGUUCAGUAGCAUAUUCAUUGCAUUUAAGGCUUCCAUAUAUGGGUUGAGUGCUGGAUGCAGAAGCUUAAUUGGAAUGGAUGGAUCUCAUCUCAAGGGCAACUAUGGUGGGGACUUAUUGUCUGCAGUAGCUCUUGAUGGAAAUAAUGAGAUAUUUCCUAUAACAUGGGCAAUAGUAGGAGCUGAAGAUGCUGACAGCUGGAAGUUCUUUCUGUAUCACUUGAAGAAUGCUUUACAACCAAGUGGCAGGGGUGAUAAUUGGUGCAUAAUAAGUGACAGACAAAAGGGUAUUGAUCCUGCCAUUAGUGAAUUAUGGCCAAAAGUAGGCAGAAGAUACUGUUGCAAGCACUUGGUGAAGAACUACAAAGUGGAAUUUCCUAUUUUAUUGAUGUUCCAAUUAUUCUGGAAGGCUGCUGGAGCAUUCAAUCCCUUCACUUUUAAAAAAGCAAUGGAAGCAUUGAAAAAAGCCAAUCCCCUAGCUCUUGUUUGGCUGUCAAAACUUGGACCAUAA
Chenopodium quinoa (quinoa) is the source of this 1017-nucleotide messenger RNA. RefSeq lists its product as uncharacterized. The coding region runs from base 1 to 1017 and encodes 338 amino acids. NCBI's taxonomy places the organism in Eukaryota, Viridiplantae, Streptophyta, Magnoliopsida, Caryophyllales, Amaranthaceae. The transcript has 2 exons. The record is from RefSeq and is a predicted model, not a curated record.